AUGGCCGGCAGGAAUGGCGAUGUAGGACGCGGAUCGGCACUGACAUGGUACUCCCUUGAUGUACCGAUCCACUGCAAUAUUCACCUGACCCUGCGUGCUCUAUCCGACUCCUUGCCGAUCAAACUCCCGCCCAUGCGCGUUCAAGCCGUUCGCACAAGCGGAUCGGCCGACAACGAAUCAACGCGCAUCAUCGUUAUUCACAUGGGGCAGUGCUAUGGCCCUCCUCCAGACGAUCCAGAUGACGGGUUCAAACUGGAGGUCUCUGCCUCCUUGAAGGGUGACAGGAGCCUGUCCAUGAUCAUGGAUAUGCAGAGACCCACCCUCCUUGCAUCUGCUGCCUUGCAUGUCAUGCACCCUAAGCUUUACUGGGCUUCUGUGAGGACUCAUGUCAAACUCGGUCAUUGGUUGGCAGAGCAAGGCUUGCAUGACAUGCAUCAUUUGCUUAAGCAUUGGGCUUCCAUCUACACUGGUGCCACCGUCAUGUGCAACCAUAAGUCCCCUGACCACAGAGACCUGAAGUUUACCAACCUUGGAAUUGAGCUGGUAUACAACCCUGGCGUCAUGGUGAGCUAUUCUGGCCACCUAGUCAGAUAUGGCAUCCGUGUUGAUGAGGGAGAUCAGAUGGUAUGGGCUUGGUUCCUCCAGGAUAGUGUGCACAAUUAUGCCAGAACCCCCCACCCAGAUUAUGCCACAUACAAUCUGGUCAACCUCCAUGCAUACCAGUUGACCAAGUACAACCAGGCUGAUUUUGUUGUGUAUGGCAACCCAUAG
Messenger RNA from Suillus paluster, 771 nucleotides. RefSeq lists its product as uncharacterized. The record is from RefSeq and is a predicted model, not a curated record. The coding region runs from base 1 to 771 and encodes 256 amino acids. NCBI's taxonomy places the organism in Eukaryota, Fungi, Basidiomycota, Agaricomycetes, Boletales, Suillaceae. The transcript has 3 exons.